AUGUCCUUUUUCAAGAAGCUCACUAAAGAGUUCGACUCGCUCACGGCGUCCUUGUCCGACAAGAAGGACGAGGGCCAGAGCCAAAGCCAGGACCAGAGCGGCGGCGGUACCCGAGACUACCCGCAACCCGGAUACCAUCAGCCCUACCAGGGAGGCGGAUCUCCCUACCCUCCCCAGCAGGGCUACCCUCCCCCGCAAGAUCCUUCCUACCAACAGAACCCGUACCAGGGCUACGGCGCUCCGCCUCCUGGCCCUCCGCAGUCCCAUGGAUACGACUCCGCGUCGCCUCCCGGUCCGUCGGGACCUCCACCGAUGCCGGGACACCUCCCUCCUCUACCUGAAGGCUGGGUAGCCCAGUGGGAUUCGCAGUCUGGCCGUUAUUACUAUGCGGAGCAAGCUACCGGCCACACGCAGUGGGAGCGACCUCUUCCUUCCGGAUAUUCCGCGGGCCCUCCUGCCGGGUAUGAUUCCAACACCCGAGGACAUGAUGCGCAUUAUAGUGGUGGUCAAUAUGGUGGUGCUCCAGGAGGAUAUUAUCCUCCUCAGGGCUAUCCUUCACAGGGCGGCCACUAUGAUGGCGGCUAUUCCGGAGAUGGGCACGAGAAGGAAAAGAAGAGCGGCAAGGGCGGUAUGCUCUUGGGCGCUGCUGGUGGUUUGGCUGCUGGGGCUAUCGGAGGUGCCCUCAUUGCGAACGCUUUGCAUGAUUCGUCUGACGAGGAGCAACAUGUUGUUCAUCACCAUCAUUACUCCGCACCGCCCCCCGAAGAGGACACUCGCAGCGUCUCAUCUAGCGACCAGGAGGAGCUUGAUGAGGCACGGGAGGACUAUGAGCAGGCACUUGAAGAUGCGGCAUCCUCUAGCGCGAGUAGUAGUGAUCGAGAGGAGCUGGAAGAAGCUCGCGAAGAGUACGAGGAAGCUUACGAGGAGGCCUACGAUGAUUAG
Scedosporium apiospermum is the source of this 942-nucleotide messenger RNA. RefSeq lists its product as uncharacterized. Gene Ontology annotation, molecular function: protein binding. The transcript is spliced from 3 exons. Bases 1 to 942 code for a protein of 313 amino acids. NCBI's taxonomy places the organism in Eukaryota, Fungi, Ascomycota, Sordariomycetes, Microascales, Microascaceae. The record is from RefSeq and is a predicted model, not a curated record.